Molecule: messenger RNA, 4443 nt
Organism: Cryptomeria japonica (Japanese cedar)
Lineage: Eukaryota; Viridiplantae; Streptophyta; Pinopsida; Cupressales; Cupressaceae
Exons: 12
Coding region: 348-4055 (1235 amino acids)
Biological process (GO): snRNA 3'-end processing
Cellular component (GO): integrator complex
Source: RefSeq, a predicted model, not a curated record
GACAGACAAACAAAUAACGGGCGACUAGACCAAGCCCGCCCUUAAGCCGAGAGAGAUGGCUAUUAAACAAGGAUAGAGAGCUCACUUCGAAGCAGGAGAUCGAAAACAAACAUACAGAAGCUUCUGCAGGAUAUCUACAUGAUCAACUCGAAAACCUUCAAGAAGCGAAGCGUCUUGCCGCCAUUAAUGAUUCAUUCUCCCUUAAGCCUCUCUCUUUAGUUUCAUGUCGACCAAUUUAUUGAGUCGACGCCGCAACCAGCUUCAGCAAUGCAUUGGAAUGUUAAGAUUAUUCGAGGGCACUUGGUCCGGAGUUAGUGUCUAGCACUAACAGCUGCGUAGGCGAACAAAUGGCCGAAAAGAUUACCAAGUUCCUGCACUAUGGAGCUUCACCAGCUGAAGUAGAGUCGGUGAACCCGUCAACAGCCCACGACUUUGCUCCGUCACUGGUUCUCCAUGCGCUAGACAACCCUUCCAUCGCACCGCAUCUUCUUUUGCCUCUAGUUUCGAACCCUCGAACUCCCAAGGUUAUGUCGUACGCGUCUCUCGACUUUGAUGAAGUUCGUGAAUCAGUGGCUUUAGCCGAAGAUAAUCAAGAGGAUGAUGGUAAUGUUGAAGAGACAGGGCAGAUUAAUACGGAUGAUUCAGACGAAGGAUCUUGGGAAAAAGAUUGGGGAUUGCUGAAUCGACAUUGCUCUGAAGACGAAUGCUUGAAAUAUGAGGCCGCCGAUGAGAUUCAUCGGGCAAAGAUUGCAAUCACUUCCUUGCGGAAAUGUGCAUCAGAUUUCUCUUGUAUAAUUGAAUCCGGCUCUGAUGCCGAAAGCUGGUGGAUUCAACAGUGCAAAGCCGAGGGAGGCAUUUGGAGCAGUGAAAUUUUCUUUUCAGAUCUAUUGUCUAUGCUUCCAAUUGCAGUUUCCCGUUGCCCUGAUCUAUUAGAACCAGAAAUUCUAGUGAAGGGCCUGCUUACAGCAAAAUGGGGUGGUGUUCUUCUAGCAGCUAUCUUGAUAAAUAAUCCUCUCUUGCAUCAAGAUAGUGUGAUAUUGCUUGCUGAAUUUAUAUCAAAGUCUUUGAGAAAAAUAGAAAUAGACCCUUCCUCUUCUGAUAUGUCCUUUUUCAUAGACAACAGUGUUCAAUGCCAAGUUUCCAAGAAUGCUAGCAAAUAUAAACUAAAUCGUGCAGUUUUUCAUUGCAUACAGCAAGCAUGUUGGGUAUUUGUACUUCUGUGCCAAUCUGUUCCCCAGUUUACCUUUGGUUGUCGAGAAGCUCUUGUUAAAAAAUGUAUCUUUGCAGACAUGGUCAUGCACACAACUCUUGAACUAUUGCAUGAUGAGCUUGACUUUCUUUCAAGAGUAAUCUUCUCUGAUAAACAGACUUCUGAAUGGAUGCUUUUGUUUAUUAGCUUGGGACAAAAGAAACAUAAAUCUUUUCUACCAAGUUUAACUCAAGCAAGUAACAUUUCAAAGGACUUCAAAUUAUAUACUGGUGACAUGGAGGACACUAUUCAACAUUUACGUCGAGUACUUCUUGUGGAUGCAGAAAUUUUAUUUCAUGAGGAUGGCUGGAGAGGGCAGUUGCAUGGGCAUCUAAGGUUAUACUGUGUACUCAUCUGUGCAUGUGACCUGCAGCCCACCCAUGAGGAGGUAAUGUUUUGGCUUCAUGCGUUAGCUGGUAAAACUGUUACUCAAAGUCAAUUAACAAGUUACCAACCCAAGGGAGUUGUUGCUCAACGUACAUUGCAGCUAGGGAUUGCAUUUCUCUGUCUGGUACCUGGCCUUUUAAGCUCAUCAACAAAAACUUUAUAUUAUGGUUGCAUAUUCUUUCUACUAUGGCCUGCUGUUUUUCAAUCAGAGUUGCUGAAGGCAGAAACAGAAGUGGCAAUGUGGUUAGUUGUACAGCUACUACUACGGAACUACCCUGGUAUUGCCAUGUUCGUUAGGAAUGCUAUUGGAAUGGAUGUUUCAGUAAAUAAUUCAUCUUUGGAAGACCUUUGUGAGGCUGCUGUUGCCACUGGAAUAAUCUCUGAGGCAACUUUAGUUCUAAAAGCCACUGCUGCUCUCCGACCUCUUGGUCCAAUCAGUAAUACCAAGAAAAAUGCUGACUUGUUGCUGAGAUGUCUGUACGAACUUAUGAUGUCUGGAAAUUUUAUUCGCUAUUCUGUUGACAUUUCUGAAGUUAUUGUUCACUGCAUUACAUUAUCUGCAGAGCCAGUACACCCUAUGCUGGUUCAACUGAUACAAAUGUUUGCUGAAGCAUCAUCUCCGCAUUAUAAUGGAGAAGUAUCCACUCAGGAAUUCAGAAUGCGGCCUCUUCCUUUUAGUUUCCUUUCUGCAGCCAUUAAGCAUGUGUCUUUUUGUGGUAGAAUUAUGGAGAAACCGAAAAGGAGAAGUCUGAUUGAUACUGAUGAUUUUUUUCCUGAAACCAAAAGUGCACUUUACAAAGUAGAUUCUGAAUUAAUGGUGUGUGCAGCAUUAUCUACAUUUUACAUUCUUUGUAGGGAGCAGGCAUUGCAAAGUGCAGGUAUAUUUGCAGGCUAUGCCCAUGGUGGUUCAACUCAGAUACACUUAGAGGAAAGCGAAUAUAUUCAAUGGUCAAAACUGCUUGCGGAUUUGCCUUUGCACACCUUGCUUAUGUAUAUGGAGUAUCAUUGGCUAGAAUAUGAACAUUUAUUGCCUCAGUGGCUCAGCCUGGCUUCACAUCUAUUUCCAGAGCGUCUCAUUGUUUCAAAGCUUCUUGAACUUUCAGUGGAAUCAGACAAAGAAACUGAUCUUGCCAAUAAAGGCAUUCCGGUAGUUGAAGAUCUGGAAUGGAUUGGAGGAUAUGGAACGUUUCUUUCCUCACUGGACACAAAUCAAGAUAAUAAGAUAUAUUCUAAUGGUUCUAGACCUUAUUUUUCAAUUGAUAUUGUGUGUAGAAUAUUUAGAAAUGCUCUAGAACAGCCUCUGCCUGUACUCCAAAUAUUGAAAGCUAUCCAGGUUGAGGCUGCUGAAAAUGUAUUUAAUGUACAGUCUGUGGUAAUAAAUGAUCUGGUUCCAUUACUACUAAAGGAUUCCUGUGCUAGACCCUUGCAAAAAUGUUUUUGUGAUUGGUGGAAAUCUCUACCACAUGGAGAGUUGGAGCUCCUUGUUCCACUUCUUUUCAAUUCCCUCAAAAUUACUGACAUUGACAAAAAUAACAGAUUGAAGGAGCUCAAAUUAAAAACAUCUAUGGAAAAAUUGGAUCUUUCAAACAAUUAUAUAUCAUAUGCUGAACUUGCACAGGAGCCUCUAGCUUUGCUAGCUUGCAAAAGUAAAGUCUUUCGUACUCCUCUUUUGUCAAUUUUCUUAGACCUUUUAAUGGAGUUGCUAGUAAAAAAUAGAAGACUUCGUCUAGCUGGAGUUUCCCAAAGAGAGAAGAGUGGUGGUUCGAAACAUGAAGAAAUUGUGGGAGCACUUGCAGUGCAAGAAAGUGCUAUGUGUCAAAUCCUUUUAGAGGCUUGCCUUCAGAAUCCAUUACAUGGAGAUGAUAUCCAACCAGGCCCCAUGCUUGAGGCUCGCCAGUUAAUUUGUGCAUUCAUAUCAUCUCUUCUUGAUAUCAGUCCAACCCUGCUCAAGCUGCUUCAUUUGCAGGGUUAUGAUAUACAAUUGAUACCAAUGAUGAUGGAAGGAGUUUUAGCCAUGGUUCAAUGCUUCAAAUUCGUGCAGGAAUUGCUGCAGAGAGCACAACAUUCCCAACAGAUAUUUGUAAUUGCCCUUAUUGCUAAUUUAGUUUGCAGAUAUCCAAAUCAUCAUCAAAGCAUGGAAGCUGCAAAACAGGUUGUGGAACAUGUAAAAUAUCUAUGGAGUAAGGCAAAUAGCACUGGUGCAAUUUUGAAAGAGGUAUUAGAACCUAUGGUAUGGUGUGCUAUUUCGUUUCCAUCAUUGGCGUUAGAAGUUACUGCUUUGUUGCAAAGUUGUAUAAAGCACGCAUGUCCACUUGAGCAACCUGACAGUGUCAGUGACCAUGCACUCCAAGAUGCAGCAGUUGCUGCUUUCAGGCUAUUUGUGCAGAAAAAGGUUCUUCCCGGGAGGGUGUUCUCGUAAGACAUUACUAUUUUCCAAUUCAAUCCAUUUGUAUACUACUUGUAUUGGUCUAUAUUUAUGUAUAUAAAGUCAGUAUGUCAUUUAGACAGACAGACUUGGGAGCUGCAUUCUGAUUGUGUUUUGCAAUUUACCAGAAGAUGCAUAGCAUCGUGUUUCUCUUGCAGUAGUUGCCUAAUUUUCAUUAUCUUUGAGAGUGUAUACUAUUGUGUAAUAUUAUUUUCUGAACUGUUGUAUUCUUGCCUGCAACCAUUUGGGAGAAAAGGAAUCCCAAAUGGAAUACACUGAGAUGGUUAUCUGACAUGAAUUUUGUGAGGUUUUAUUAAAAGGUCUUGGGGAAGGUUUACUGGAAAACAUAUUAUAUAUGAUCUAUUUAUUAGAUUUGUGAACA